Messenger RNA from Talaromyces rugulosus, 1758 nucleotides. RefSeq lists its product as uncharacterized. The transcript has 8 exons. The coding region runs from base 1 to 1758 and encodes 585 amino acids. The record is from RefSeq and is a predicted model, not a curated record. NCBI's taxonomy places the organism in Eukaryota, Fungi, Ascomycota, Eurotiomycetes, Eurotiales, Trichocomaceae. Gene Ontology annotation, molecular function: ATP hydrolysis activity; ATP binding.
AUGGCAGAAGAGAUAGCAUCCGCUCCAGUGGCGGAUGCACAAGAUGCACCCGCGAAGACUUCGAUCCAGAGAGUCAUGACAGACCAUAGUAACAAAUCCCAGCGACUGCUACGCGUUGAUCAGAUAUAUAGCCGGAAAGACCGGCAAAUUCAUUUCGUCAAAACCGCCAAGUCUUCCGCUAAGCCAGACCGCUUCAGUAAAACUGCAAUGGUUGCCACGCCUAACCUUUUCUUCUGGGCCAAAGAAGAUCUGUUUCAAAUAAAGGAAAAAGAAAAGUUGAAGCAAAAACCAAAUCAACAGCUCAUCGAUGACAUUGGAACCGCCCUGCGCUUCGUUGAAGAGGAUUGGUCGAGUCAAAUUGCCAGUUUAGAGUCACUCCUCGGGGAGAAUCAAAUCACUUAUGAUCUUCUCUGGGCAAUCUUCCCACCAAAGCAAAUUGUUAUAGCGCCAAAAUAUGGGGUAAUGAAGUUGGAGCAGGUUCUCAGCCUCGAUAAAUGCGGCUACAGGGAACGACCCAAUCGCACAGAGUACUUCUUCGCAGAAGGUCAAAUUGUUACGUUUGACGGCCAAGACUUUGGCACGGUGACCGUCACAUUGGAAAUUGAUAGAUACGAUGGCGCUUCGAAUAUCAACAGUCUGAAGUUCUAUCCCAUCUCGUACAGUCCAGAUGAGUCUGCCACCCGAGACAGACUCAUUGCCAGAGGGCGAAAGUACCUCUCUUUACUAGAGAAACCCACAUGCAUGGACUAUCCUGUCACGUAUGCGGUCAAGGAAACUGUUAAAAUGGAUGGCGCAUUUAAACAAGAAAUGCACAAUGUCCGAGGAAGAGUUAUGGUUGACCCUGAAGGGUACUACCUGCACAACACUUCGUCUGAGUUGAAUCGGCCUUGGGUGUAUGAUUCAAAUUUCCUGAGCCGCGACAACUUGUCUGACGAUAAGCUGUUGAUCUGUGCGUCAUGGAUAAAUGGUUUCAGCUUUGAGCACAAGAUGUGGUGUCAGCUAGACAUAACGCCGCUCACUAAUAUUGUGUGGAAUCGAGAUGCGUUUGGCGAGCUCGUAAUGGAGAAAAAACGUCGGGAACUUAUUCACGACCUUGUUAAAUCCCAUGGUCAUAAUGAGGCAGGAUUCGAUGAUAUCGUGGAAAAUAAGGGCAAAGGUCUUAUUGCACUGUUGACAGGGAACCCUGGUGUCGGAAAAACACUUACAGCAGAGGCUGUUGCCGAGGUCACCGAACGUCCGCUCUAUGUGGUUGCAACCGGUGAACUAGGUGUUGAUUCUGAUGCCGUAGAUCGACGUCUAGGGAUGAUUUUGGACAUAACACGGCGGUGGGGAUGUGUUCUUCUCAUUGAUGAAGCAGAUGUUUUUCUGUCGACUCGUGGAAAAGACCUGAAUCGCGAUGCUCUGGUCAGCAUCUUUCUUCGUCGACUCGAAUAUUUCCGUGGAGUGGCCAUCCUCACCACGAACAGAAAAAGUGAUAUCGACGAAGCGUUCAAAAGUCGCAUCCAUUUCACAAUUCACUACCCGGAUCUAGAUACCAACAGUCGACAGGAGGUGUGGAAGACCUUCCUGACUACUAUUAUCAAAACACCCCAGCAGUCUGGACUCAAUGAAAAUGACUUUGCCGCACUAGCAAGGCAUCCUCUCAAUGGCCGACAGAUCAAAAAUAUUGUCUCAUGUGCUGUAUCUCUUGCUCGUGAGAAACAGAAACCAAUAUCUGUGAAGGAUAUUGAGGAUUUGAUGGAGAUUCUGCUGGACUAA